Babjeviella inositovora NRRL Y-12698 is the source of this 2861-nucleotide messenger RNA. Its product is annotated as threonine/serine exporter family protein. The coding region runs from base 165 to 2726 and encodes 853 amino acids. Gene Ontology annotation, molecular function: transmembrane transporter activity. The transcript has a single exon. Gene Ontology annotation, biological process: transmembrane transport. NCBI's taxonomy places the organism in Eukaryota, Fungi, Ascomycota, Pichiomycetes, Serinales. The record is from RefSeq and is a predicted model, not a curated record.
GUCUGGCAUCUGGAACGGAUUUUUCCGGUACAGUGACGUAGAAUCUGCGGCUUCCUGCAGUUGAGCCCCACAAUCGAAAACUUUUCGCAAGACCUGAACACGAAUCAAAGAUCAAGACACGUUUCUUCUUGACACAUUCAGAACAUUACCUAUUAAACACGGCGAUGGAACUGGUGUAUAGUGCGUCCUCGGAUGAGGAACAGCCCCGGUCCAACGUGAGGCUCGCUACAUUAAACUUCUCCAAACCCAACAAGAAAGACAUAAAGGAGCUCAAACGAAACAUCCACAGGCGAGAGGCGCUGGUACCCUUGGAUUCCCUGGUGGAUCCUCUAGGAGUCUCGCCCGAGAUUAAUGAAAACUUUACAUACAUUGAAGAUUCAUCUUUCGACACAGACUCCGAAAGACAGCUCAUGCCGCAGUUUACCAAGCCGGAAGGAGGCCGGAAGUUCGAACAGGACAUGGAAGACGACUUUGACACGGAGUUUAGGAGCACCGAAAUUACCGAUGAUAGAGAGGCCCCGCUCAACUACUACGACUCCAGCGAAGACGUCUCUACGGAAGAGGACAUGGAUCAGCCGCAGGAGCUUCCCAGCAGACACAAUCUGCGGAUAUCCACGGACGUGACAGAUAUGAAACGUCGCGCGUCGUUGCGCGACAAGUUUAUGACCAAAUUCCAUCUCGCCAAGCCUGAGACGGCACCUCUGGAAACCCUUUUGGGGAACGUGAUGCACGUGGGGAGUGUGGGAGGAUUGACCCCUAGUAAUGACCCGGAAAACGGCCAAGUUUCAGGAGAAACGCUCGAGGCUGAAGUGAAAGACAUCAUGGAUUCGCACGCAAUUCACCUGCAGGUCAGCAAUGUUUCAACUUCCUCUACGUUUUUAGCCCCCAAUCCUGACUACUACCUCCGUCACGAGUUGGACGACGAGUACGAUAUAUACUCUGACCACGAAACAAACCACGUGGAAGGAUAUAUCCCGCCCCCACGAAGAGUCCAAGCUGGUGUUCUUUCGUCUUUACUCAAACUUUACCAAAACCCACACGAGGCAAAAUCGUCGCAGACGCUUCUCACACCUGUCACCAGCCAGGCAGUUUCCGAAACCAGGGGCUUGUCCAGAUUGAGGCAGCGGUUCCGGAAGCAUGGCUCUCUGGUUUCAUUCAACCAAGAUGAUCUCACUCGCAAGUUCAGCCAGGAGGAGCUCACCCGGAAGUUCAGUCAGGACAGGAUUUCCGACGAAAGCGACGAGGCAGAGAGGCUGAAAAAGGUGAAGCCCCAUAAGCGCAGUAGAUCGGAAAUGUUUGGGUUGAAGAAACAAGAAAACAACUCAGCGGAUGCCUUGCCAACGUUUAAACCCGCCCACAAACCGCGCGCGCCCAAACCGCGCGCGACGUUGCUAAAACGUAAGCACCUCGAAACCCAGGCGAAAAUCACGGUCCACAUUGCGGACAUUCUCCAACGCCAGCGAUUCAUUCUCCGUAUGUGCAGAGCACUCAUGCUCUACGGGGCCCCGACCCAUCGUCUUGAGGAGUACAUGACCAUGACGUCGCGCGUGCUUGAGAUCGACGGGCAGUUCAUCUACUUCCCGGGGUGCAUGAUUGUGUCCUUUGGCGACGCCACCACAAGAACAUCCGAGAUGCACUUGGUGCGCUGCUCACAGGGCCUUGAUUUGUCACGUCUAGCGGACGUGCACAAGAUUUACAAGGCGGUCGUACACGAUCUCCUUGGCGUGGAUGACGCGCUGACGCAGCUCGACGAGAUUCUCGCACGUACACCACGCUACCCCCCGUGGGUUCUUGUGCUCAACUACGCGUUUGCGCUGGCAUUUGUCGCGCCGUGGUCCUUUGGCGGCACCUGGGUUGACAUGCCGAUGUGUUUCUGGAUUGGCUUGCUUGUAGGUAUUCUACAGAACUACGUGUCGCCACGGUGCAACCUCUAUCUGAACGUAUUUGAGAUAUGCGCGUCCAUUCUUAUCAGCUUUUGUGCACGCGCUAUCGGCAGUGUCAACGGCGGAAACACCUUCUGUUUCUCCGCUAUCGCGCAGGGCUCGCUUGCGUUGAUUUUACCCGGGUACAUGGUAUUGUGCGGAUCCCUCGAGCUCCAGACGAGGAACACCGUUUCUGGCGCCGUGCGCAUGUUCUACGCGAUCAUCUACUUUUUGUUUCUUGGUUUUGGCAUCACCUUGGGGGCUGCGUUGUACGGCUGGAUCGACUCGAACGCCGUUUCCGAGGUCACCUGCAAACGCAACUUGUCGCCUUGGUGGAACUUCUUGUUCGUGCCCAUGUUCACCAUCGGCUUGGGCCUUCUGAGUCAAGCCAAGUGGCUGCAGUUACCCGUGAUGGUAUUGAUUCUGGGAGCCGGCACCACUGCUUCGUACUUCUCCAACUUGCACUUUUCUGACGUCACCGAGUUUUCCUCUGCCAUCGGUGUCUUUGUUAUUGGGGUUUUGGGAAACUUGUAUUCUCGGUUGGGCAAGGGAAUGGCAGUGCUGGCGAUGUUACCCGGGAUCAUGUGCCAGUUACCCGGGGGGAUCGGUGCCAAGAGCACGUUGCUCGCGGGGGUAGCCACCGCGAACAAGAUUGUUAAUGGGACGUCUACUGAUGGGACGUCCAGUUUGUCAUUUGGCGUCACGUUGAUUGAAAUCACCAUUGGGAUCACCGUGGGCUUGUUCGCCGCGACCUUAGUGGUGUAUCCCUUUGGUAAGCGUUCUACUGGGCUCUUUACCUUGUAGAGUACGGAAAGUAAGUACUGGUUAUGGAUAUAGUUAGCGACGAUUAGCAAACCGUCAUGGAGCGAGUGCGAACUAGGUUAUGUAUCCAUUAUAAAGAGUUUUAUGAUAUAAUCCAUUGCAGCACCUGGGAGCCCU